AUGGCUCAGGUCGCUGCUGCUCACAACACAGAUCACCGCCGACACAGGCACGGUGAACUCACGCAACCUCAAAUGAACGGCUACAGCUCUCUCAGUGUCACAUCUCUGCAAAGCCAGAAGCAAAGAGUAUUAGACUUCGACGAAGGAGGCGCCGACAUUCCAGACAUCCCCCUGAAGCGUCCAGUCAAUAAGAUGCCCCAAGACCGCCCCUUGAACCCGUCGAGGUUCAAAGAGGCUUGGGAGGAUGAUGAGGAAAGGAAUUGGACCACACAUCACGGACAUGGGCCCAUCAACCCCAAUGCCAUAACCAACAGGCAAGAUAGAAGAAAUUCCCCCGAGGGAAAGAAGCAGGGUGAAAUCUCCGGAGCCCCUCCACAAGCAGCAGCGGCAAAUGUCUUCGAGUCCACCAAGGAGCCCAAGAACGCGGUCCUCAAGGGCGCCGGUGAUGACGAAAUUCUUGAACCCUUGGCAGAGGAGGAAGUCGAGCCCGGCUCGUUUGAUCUUGUAAUACCAUCUCACGGCGAUAAUGGACAAUACUCGCUGGAGACCCGCUCCGAGCUCCUGUUCUCGAGGGACCAUUUGCAGGCCAUUUUUGAUGAUUACAUACUCCUCCAGAGGUUCACAGACUUCCUUCACUAUGCUCGACCCAACUCGUUACCCCUGUUCACGUACUACUUGGACUGCUUGAAAGCACUUCGAGCCAUUGCGUACGCAAACGCCAUCGCAGGCGGCCUGGACUCUCUACCGGAACACGAUUUCUCAAUGGAAAAUACCGAGAGCACGAUCAACAGCUCUCUGCAAAAGAAGGCAGAAGCUGCCUUCGACGUGCUUGUUCAACAAGAUCUUCCCGCCUACAUCACUCACAUAUGGAUCCAGACCGUCAGCGUAUCUAUCAAGAGACGUGUCACUGGCACCCUCCCGGUUCAGCUAAGGGAAAUGUCAGAGGGUUUGGCAGAAGUGUUCUGCCUGACAGAUCCCUCGAGACACGACAACCCCAUUGUCUUUGCUUCUGAAGAAUUUCACCGUACGACCCAAUACGGCAUGAACUAUGUCAUUGGCCGCAAUUGCCGCUUCCUCCAAGGUCCAAAGACCAAUCCCUUCAGUGUCAAACGUAUCCGUGACAAGAUUCUGGCCGGAAAGGAGCACUACGAAACCUUCCUCAACUAUCGCAGAGAUGGCUCCCCGUUCAUGAACUUACUCAUGGUAGCGCCGCUCUACGACAGUCGCGGUACAGUCCGCUACUUCAUCGGCGCCCAAGUCGACGUCUCAGGCCUUGCCAAAGAAAGCUCAGGUUUGGAUGCACUACAGAACCUAGUCGUCAAAAAAGAAGCAGUCGGCACCAUCAACGGCCAGACCCAGCAACGACACGAAAACAAGGAAGAGAAAGACGAGUUUGAGGAGCUCAGUGAGAUGUUGAACAUGACCGAACUCGAGACUGUACGUAGACGCGGCGGAAAUAUGCACCGCGUGCCGCAGGACGAAACCCAGGCAGCAUCGUCGACGAACUGGCAAAAGCCGCGCAUCCUGAUCCAGGACGAAUCGUCUUCCGUCCAUCAAUCCAACCUCGACGUGCUCCUGACGAGUGGCAAGCUCUCCGGCGUUUACGAACACUACCUCCUGGUCCGGCCCUAUCCCAGCCUCCGCAUUCUCUUCGCAUCCCCUUCUCUCCGGCUUCCGGGAAUCCUCCAGUCCAACUUCAUGGACCGGAUAGGCGGCUCCAACCGCGUCCGUGAAGGCCUCUCCCAGGCCUUCGCCGACGGUCAUGGCGUCACCGCCAAGGUCCGCUGGCUCUCCAAGUCCAGUAGCGAGGGUAGAGUCCGCUGGAUCCACUGCACGCCCCUGCUGGGCAGCAACUGCGCAGUGGGUGUCUGGAUGGUCGUUCUCGUCGACGACGAGUCAGAUGCCGGCAUGAAGCGAGGCAAGGAGGCGCCUCCUGUCGACGGUCGCCUCCGGAGGGCCCCCGGCGUCGCGCAACAACUCCAGCAACAGCAGCUGCAAGGGCAACACCGCCCCUCGGUCGACGACAAGAUGUCGCUCUCGAGCUUCGCCGCCAUGAAUCGCGCCCGCGACGAGGUCCAAGUCGACGCCCCCGUCGACUUUGAUGUUGACGUCUCCGAUCGCCCCGCGAGCCGUGCCAGUCGCGCGAGCAAGUCGAGUCGGCUGAGCCGGGGGCCCGUCAGUGCCCAACGUCGGCCUCUCAUCCCGGGUGGUUUCGACGAUCCCGACGGAGGACCCUCCCGCCCUGCAUACACUGUAAGGCUGGAGGAGGAUUAG
Messenger RNA from Colletotrichum orchidophilum, 2274 nucleotides. RefSeq lists its product as uncharacterized. The record is from RefSeq and is a predicted model, not a curated record. Gene Ontology annotation, cellular component: nucleus. The transcript has 4 exons. NCBI's taxonomy places the organism in Eukaryota, Fungi, Ascomycota, Sordariomycetes, Glomerellales, Glomerellaceae. Bases 1 to 2274 code for a protein of 757 amino acids.